AUGACGAUUUUUACCGUGUGCGGCACUCUCCGGGACUCCCGGGCAUUCGAUUGGUGCUGCCGGUUUCUUCCUUGCCUCUCCGAUCCCGCUCGGAGGUCUGCUUUGGGUUUAAAGGUUGCAUUGGUGACGCUGCUGCAUCUGAUAUAUGCUGGUGUUCUUUUUCUGUUUAAUGAAGGUUUGAUUGAGAAACUUGAAACAGAACCAUGGUAUACAGGAACAUAUUUGACUCUCUUUGUCAUUGCAUUGGUUCAAUACUUGGUUACUUCUGGCUCUUCUCCUGGCUAUGUCCUUGAUGCAAUGAGGACAGUGAAUGAGGCGAAUUCAGCAACAGUAUCAAAACAGCCUGCAGCUUCAAGCAAAGGAAGCGUGGUUGUGACAGUGGGAGGCAGUUAUGGAACACCUUGGAGAAAACUUGUAAUGGACUUGUAUCCUCUCGGAACACCGGUUAGCAUCUGCUCCAAGUGUAAUGCUGAGCAGCCACCCAGAUCAAAGCAUUGCCGUGAUUGUGAAAGAUGUGUUCUUCAGUUUGAUCACCAUUGUCCUAGCUUUGGAAUAUGCAUCGGUGUGGGUAAUCGUUUUAAAUACUGGUGCUACAUUUGUGAAGAGACUGCAUUGUGCCUCUGGACUGGUAUCCUAUAUAUCACAUACCUGAAGACUAGUGAUAUAUCAAGUGCUUGGUGGAAGGAUGCAAUCAUGAUUGUGCUGUUGGUUCCCUUGUCGAUUGUGCUCCUCUUUCUCCUCUUCUUGCUACUCUUUCACAGCUAUCUUAUUCUCACCAAUCAAACUACCGAUGAGUAUGUAAGACGUAGACGGAUCACAUAUUUCAGGGGAAUUCCUGAAAGAGUAUAUCCUUUCAGUAAAGGAGCAUGCAGAAAUUUAUACGAGUUCUGCUGUCUUCGAAGCAGUAAAUACAGAAUGGAAUCGGUACCAACAGUUCUGGAACUUGAAGAAAAAGCAAGACCUUAUACAUGUACGGAAGUGGUAACAUGUCGAUGUUGCUGACAUUGAAACUGUAUCAUU
Messenger RNA from Fragaria vesca subsp. vesca, 1020 nucleotides. Its product is annotated as probable S-acyltransferase At3g51390-like. The transcript has a single exon. The record is from RefSeq and is a predicted model, not a curated record. Lineage: Eukaryota; Viridiplantae; Streptophyta; Magnoliopsida; Rosales; Rosaceae. Gene Ontology annotation, molecular function: protein-cysteine S-palmitoyltransferase activity. Gene Ontology annotation, cellular component: Golgi apparatus; endoplasmic reticulum. The coding region runs from base 1 to 1002 and encodes 333 amino acids. Gene Ontology annotation, biological process: protein targeting to membrane; peptidyl-L-cysteine S-palmitoylation.